AGCAAGAAAUAAACAAAGAGUGAAGACCGAGCCUUGGAACACAACAGGACAGCAUUAACAAGACUUUCAUGAGCCGUCUCCUUUACUUUUUCUGCGAACAGUGGACACAGCAAAUUACUUAUAAUAUAAUUUGGGAAAGAUAAUAAAAAGAGAAACGAGCUAAGAGAAGAAGUUCUUCUUUUCUUGAUUUUUAAAUGUAUUUUUAAGUGGGGAGCUCUCUUGUCCGGCGGCUGGAGUCUCCUCCCAGAGUCCCAGCGACCCGAUCGCCAUAUUUCCGGGAAAUUUUCCUUCAAAAAAAGUCCUCUUUUGAAGUAAUCUGUAGCUGUGGGCUGGUGGAUUCUUUCUUCAACAUUAAUUUAUUUUUCAGGUGUUUUGUUUAAUAAAAAUGGAAGCAUUAUUUUUGGAUGGAAAUGCUUCUACCACAAUCUUGCAGCUAGGCUUUUGCCAUUUUUGGUUGGCUCAUUGAUCAUAUUGAAAAAAGGGUUAUGCUUCUUAGAUUGCAUUGGGUUGUGAUGUGAUGGCAAUAGACAUAGUCACUAGUGCCUCAUUUGUUCCGGCUUCAGAGAUCCUUUCUCAGACUGUAGAGGCCAUUCUUGAGACUGUGGUUGCUGCAAAUGAUGUCCUUUUUAAGAAGGAUAGUUUCAAGGAACUUGCAACUUACUUAGAGAGAAUUGUCCCAGUUCUAAAAGAGUUAAAUAGAAAAUAUAUUUCUAAUUCUGAGAGCUUGAACAGUGCUAUUCAGAUUCUCAAUCGAGAAAUCAAAGCUGCAAAGCAACUGACUCUAGAAUGCAGCACCAAAAGCAAAGUAUAUCUCCUUAUGAAUAGCCGUGGAAUAGUCAAGCGCCUAGAGGAUACUGCAAGAGAGAUAAGCAGGGCACUAAGUCUCCUUCCAUUGACAUCUUUAGAACUUUCUUCAGGUAUAGUUGUAGAAAUUGGAAAUCUCUGUGACAGUAUGCAGCAGGCUGAGUUCAAGGCUGCUAUAGGAGAAGAAGAGAUCUUAGAGAAAAUUGAGACAGGCAUACAGGAGAGGAAUGCUGAUCGUUCUUAUGCGAACAAUUUGCUGGUUCUCAUUGCAGAAGCUGUUGGGAUACCUACUGAGAGGUCUGCUUUAAAAAAGGAAUUUGAAGAUUUCAAAAGUGAGAUUGAAAAUGUCAGGCUUAGGAAGGACAAGGCUGAAGCUAUACAAAUGGAUCAGAUAAUUGCUUUGUUGGGAAGGGCAGAUGCUGCUUCUUCUCCUAAAGAGAAAGAGAUGAAGUAUUUCACUAAGCGGAAAUCUCUGGGUAGUCAACCACUGGAGCCUCUCCAAUCAUUUUAUUGUCCAAUCACUCGGGAUGUAAUGGUAGAUCCAGUGGAGACUUCUUCAGGACAGACAUUUGAGAGAAGUGCCAUAGAAAAGUGGUUUACAGAGGGGAACAACUUAUGCCCUCUGACGAUGACCCCACUAGACACAUCAAUUCUACGCCCUAACAAAACUCUGAGGCAGUCAAUAGAAGAGUGGAAGGACAGAAACACUAUGAUAACAAUUGCUUCCAUGAAACCCAAUCUCACAUCUGGAAAUGAGGAAGAAGUGCUUCAUUGUCUAGGACAGCUAAAGGAUCUUUGUGAAAGAGACCUGCACCGAGAGUGGGUAAUAUUGGAGAACUAUAUACCAGAUCUUAUUCAACUUCUUGGUGGAAAAAAUCGUGACAUAAGGAAUCGUGUGCUUGUCAUGCUUCACAUUUUGACGAAGGAUAAUGAUGAUGCAAAGGAUAGAGUGGCAAAAGUUGAUAAUGCGAUUGAAUCUGUAGUUCGAUCCCUGGGGCGUCGUAUUGAUGAAAGGAGGUUAGCAGUGGCAUUACUUUUAGAGCUAUCAAAAUAUAAUUUGUUACGAGACAGCAUUGGGAAGGUUCAGGGUUGCAUUCUCCUGUUGGUGACAAUGGCAAAUGGUGAUGACAUUCAAGCUGCCAGAGAUGCAGAGGAAAUAUUGGAGAAUCUUUCAUUUUCUGAUCAGAACAUCAUACAGAUGGCAAGGGCAAACUAUUUUAAACAUUUGCUUCAGCGUCUGUCUACAGGACCAGAAGAUGUAAAACUGGUCAUGGCAACAACUUUGGCUGAAAUGGAGUUGACUGACCAUAAUAAAGUUGUAUUGCUCGAAGGAGGUGCACUGGAUCCACUUCUUGACUGGAUCUCUCAAGGUGAUAUUCAGAUGAAAAGUGUAGCUGUUAAAGCUCUUCGAAACCUCUCAAGUGUACCAAAAAAUGGCUUGCAGAUGAUCAAAGGAGGUGCAGCACGUGCUUUAGUUGACCUCCUUCGCAUCAGUACACCUUCCCCAUCCUUACGAGAACAGGUUGCUGCAACAAUAAAGCACCUUGCAGUAUCCACUAUGUCACAAGAAUCCAAAGAGACGCCGGUUUCAUUAUUGGAAUCAGAUGAGGAUAUUUUCAUGCUAUUCUCUUUGAUUAACCUGACGGGGCCAGAAGUCCAACAAAACAUCCUUCAGAUCUUCCAAGCAUUGUGCCAAUCCCCCUUUGCAGCAAAUAUCAAGACCAAGCUGACACAGUGCUCAGCCAUCCAAGUACUAGUCCAGUUAUGUGAGCGUGAUAUUGAAAAUGUACGGCCAAAUGCUGUGAAGCUUUUCUGUUGCUUGGUAAAUGAUGGUGAUGAAGCCACUAUCCUGGAGCAUGUGCAUCAGAGAUGCCUUGAGACUCUACUUAGGAUCAUCCAGUCUUCUAAUGAUGAGGAAGAAGUUGCUUCUGCUGUGGGCAUUAUUUCUAACCUCCCAGAAAAUGCCCAGAUCACUCAAUGGCUUGUGGAUGCUGGUGCAAUUCCAAUAAUUUUUCAGCUUCUUUGCAAUGGCAGGCAGAAUGAUUCCCAUAGAAGUCAGUUAGUGGAAAAUGCUGUUGGAGCCAUCUGCCGUUUUACUGCUCCAACAAAUCUGGAAUGGCAAAAGAGAGCAGCUGAAGCUGGCGUUAUCCCCAUUUUAGUUCACUUGUUGUAUUUGGGGACCACCAUGACCAAAAACCAUGCAGCCACUUCUCUGUCUCGUUUUUCCCUGAGUUCGCGUGAGCUGAGCCGGCCAAUACCAAAGCACAAGGGAUUCUGGUGCUUUUCAGCUCCACCAGAGACCAGUUGCCAGGUUCAUGGAGGAAUUUGUUCUGUUGAAUCAUCAUUUUGUCUUGUCGAAGCUGAAGCAGUGAGACCCCUUGUAAUGGUUCUUGAAGAAUCAGAUCCUGGAGUGUGUGAAGCUUCUUUAGAUGCACUGUUGACUUUAAUUGAAGGUGAAAGACUGCAAAGUGGUAUUAAGGUGCUAGCAGAAGCAAAUGCAAUAACACCAAUGAUAAAAUUUCUUAGUUCACCUUCCCUCAGACUGCAGGAAAAAGCUCUACAUGCUUUGGAAAGGAUUUUCCGGCUGCCUGAGUUCAAACAGAAGUAUGGUCCCUCCGCUCAGAUGCCUCUAGUGGAUUUAACACAGCGAGGCAAUAGUAGCAUGAAGUCUCUUUCAGCCAGAAUACUUGCUCACUUGAAUGUGCUUCAUGACCAGUCUUCUUAUUUCUAGAGAAUUCAAUGGCUUUGACUUUCUUGAAUCAUAUCUGAGGAGAUAAUGACCCACACAGAACUCACCUCAAUGCUUUUAUUUUGCAAGGACGGUAAAACUGGUGCACAUCCUCAGGCUUAAAACUCUAUAUUUCUAAGCAGAAUAGAACAUGCCUUUCUUCUCAAUAAUAAAGGCCUGCUGACUAAUUCACCUCGCAACCUAAGCAAGAACCAUCAACCACCUAUGUUGUUGUGGGCGGGGGUGUAUCUGUUUAUGCUGUUGCUUGACACUGCUUGAGUAGCGGCACCUUGAAUCCAAGAUGAUAGAAAUCAAAUUAGUGAUUUGCUGUAAAGAGAACCAUUGCAGGGAAGAGAUUUACAAGUGGCUCAUAUUAGAUGCCAUGGGAUUUGUUCGGUCUGUACAGUUGAAGUCCAUUUGACAAUUGGUUUGUUCGGUCUGUAAAGGAAAUCUUGUAAGCAUACCACUUGCGAGAUAGCUAGGCAUAUUGAUAUUUUCUUGGAAAUUGAAUUCUUUUUCUUGCA
This is a messenger RNA of Theobroma cacao (cacao), 4056 nucleotides long. RefSeq names its product U-box domain-containing protein 24-like. Gene Ontology annotation, molecular function: protein binding; ubiquitin-protein transferase activity. NCBI's taxonomy places the organism in Eukaryota, Viridiplantae, Streptophyta, Magnoliopsida, Malvales, Malvaceae. Gene Ontology annotation, biological process: protein ubiquitination; cell surface receptor signaling pathway. The record is from RefSeq and is a predicted model, not a curated record.